Pomacea canaliculata is the source of this 1664-nucleotide messenger RNA. RefSeq lists its product as uncharacterized. Bases 182 to 1066 code for a protein of 294 amino acids. Lineage: Eukaryota; Metazoa; Mollusca; Gastropoda; Architaenioglossa; Ampullariidae. The record is from RefSeq and is a predicted model, not a curated record. The transcript has 7 exons.
GCGACUCCAACACCAUUUUCGAGGUCGCUAACCGAUGCGAACCUCUGCUCAUAAAAGAUAGUGUAUACAGUAGCCUUUAAAAAAAGCCAAGAAACCAAAAAAGAAACCUAGAAGAAUCAACAAAAACAUUGAAGACUUGGAAAACUGCAAAAGAAAAACUACUACAGCAUUUUAAUAUACAAUGAGUCGUCAAUUUAUUUCACUAAUUGCAGCAGCUCUCUGCGCCUGCGCUGUGGUUUCUUCCGCUCAAGGACAGGGGCCUCAGCAGCCACAGCAGCCACAGCAGCCACCACAGCCUGGACCAUGCACGACUGGUCUAGAGGAGCAGCUUCCCACCCAGUGCUUCGCAGCUAAUGGGGUAGACUACCAGGGGGUGCUUUUCCUUCUGUCUGGCAACCGGACCGGAGCCAUUCCCGCAGGCUACGACUUCGCUUCCUUCAGAAAAGCUUUGUGCGAGGACAAACAGGACCUCAUUAUUCCCUGUGUACUGAGAAUGAUGCAGUCCUGGAACAGAACCACUUGCACACUUCAGGACAGGGAGCUCAUGAUGGCCAGGGGUGGACAACUGUUAGCCUAUUUGGACGCAAUAUGUGGAAGUGCUUGCGAAGGGGAAGCGACACAGAGGAUGCUGCAGUGUUUCGCGGCAGCUCAGUUGGACCCAACCCCUUUCCUGAACCCCAACGCCACUCUUCUCAGUGACAGGUUCCCCAUGAUUGGCGACAGCAUGGCGAAUGCGGACAACUUCUGCAGACUUAAAACCCAGCUAUUUUCGUGCCUGACCCCCGUGAGCGACUCCUGUCCUGCCUUUGCCAAGCGACUGUAUGCCCUGGGCAUUGACAUCCGGGCCAUGGACAGCGCCACCACUCUCCUGUGCACCAACACGGCCCAAUACUUGCAGGCUUUGCAGUGUUUCGCCAAUCCGACGCCUUCAGUCGCGCAGUGCUUGUCUCAGUCGGAGACCCUCGUGGUGCAGACUCUUGAUGGUAGAUACAGGACAGGAGCUCUUGCACCAUCACAGUUUCUACCAAGCCUUUGCGAAAUAAAGCUGAGUCAGAUACAAGUGUAAGCUGACAGCCUACGGUGAAUCGUGCAGUAACUUCGUUGCUCUUCGUAAGUCCUUCGACUGCGCCAUCUUGCCCUCCCCUUGCCGAAGCAUCGCGUCCUUCAACGCCGUGUGCGGAGCUGCGCAGUGACCUCAGACUAGCACUUGACCUGCCAAACCCUCAUCGCAUGCCACAGAUAUCAGAAAACAAAUAGAAUUACGAAUACACUGAGAGCAAACUAUAAAAAGACAGUAAAUUAUAAUAUUGCUAUAGUAAUUACAGAAGUAUAAAUACUUGUUAACUGCUAGCAGCAAAAGAAUGUUUGUUUUAGUGAAUUAACCAUCGAAAUAGUUCAAAACCAAAUUACCUUUUUAGGUAAAAAAACACAUGGAAUAUUAUGGUUCUGUAUGCUUGAGGGUAUGAAAAAGAAGACGCAAAAGAUUAGUGUGGAUAAAGUAGAUGCUUCGAACAUGUGAAGUUUUUUUCGCUGCUAUGUUAUUUUCACAAUAGCCUUACAAUGUCUUGAAGUCGACAGAUCUCACACGGAAUAGUUAUGAAAUAUAUUAUUAUAAGACACAGAAGUGUACACAAUGUCUUGAAAUAAAAAUCACCUUGGCAGUC